Messenger RNA from Pseudomyrmex gracilis, 3799 nucleotides. It is a transcript of the gene BtbVII, whose product is annotated as longitudinals lacking protein, isoforms H/M/V. Gene Ontology annotation, molecular function: DNA binding; protein binding. Lineage: Eukaryota; Metazoa; Arthropoda; Insecta; Hymenoptera; Formicidae. The transcript has 6 exons. The record is from RefSeq and is a predicted model, not a curated record. Gene Ontology annotation, cellular component: nucleus. Gene Ontology annotation, biological process: regulation of transcription by RNA polymerase II. The coding region runs from base 477 to 2147 and encodes 556 amino acids.
CGCGCGAAAAUGGGAAACGAAAGGGAAUCAGUAGAGCCGAGAAUAAAUACAAUAGCGCUCAUUUGCAUGUUGCAAAAAAAGCACGAGGAGCAUACAAGGAGGACGAGUAGUUUUCACUCUCUUGCACUUUCUCUCUCUCUCUCUCUUUCUAAUUUUCAGUUCGCGAUUAGUCGCCGCUAGUCGCUGAUGCGUACGAGAUCGGUUAUCUUAUCAUUCGUCCCCCGGGGUCGGUUUCAAUUUCAUCGACGGAUUGAAACGAAAUCAAGGCCGAUUUAUUUUUCGCGAAACGACGUGAACAAACGGACAUGAACAAUGCGCAUUUUAACGCCUUGUUAAAAGACCCGAUCGACCAUAAUCUCCGUUCCGAAACGAAGGCUGCGGAAACAACACCGACUAUCCGAGCGGGGAGAGAAACCACGAGGAUUUCGGUACAAAAACCGUCAAAUUGCAGAAGAGAUUCCUAGAGCGUGGUCACAAUGUCUAUGCAACAGUAUUGCUUACGAUGGAACAAUCAUCAGCCAAAUUUCAUCUCAGUUUUCUCCAAUUUGCUGAACAAUGAAACCUUGGUGGACGUCACCCUUGCUGCCGAGGGCAGGCAAAUUCAAGCUCACAAAGUCGUACUGUCGGCGUGCAGUACCUACUUUCAGUCGCUGUUCACAGUGAAUCCCUGUCAGCAUCCUAUCGUUAUACUUAAAGACAUUAAAUAUUCCGAUUUGAAAAUUAUGGUGGACUUUAUGUAUUACGGGGAAGUAAACAUAUCACAGGAUCAGCUGCCAUCCAUCAUAAAGACUGCAGAGAGUUUAAAAAUAAAGGGACUCGCAGAAAUGCACACAGCGUCAUUGACCAAGUGGCCAAGCGGCAGCAGCGAAACCGGCGGAGGAGAUCGCGGUGAAUCUUGUUCACCCAGUCCGUCUCCAUUGUCACCCUCGUUUCGUAGAAAAAGAUUACGGAAAUCUUCCACAGGCUCGACCUCUGGCUCAGGCGACAAACCGGAAGAGAUUAACGAAAUCACGUUGGUGGCUACUAACAUUGUAAAACCUGAACCUCUAAUUGCCUCUCAAGAAAGCGGAGAGAAUUUGAGGCAAAGACCGGUAAAUACCAGCACAGAAUCUCAGGGCAGUAUUGAUGAGGAUCAAAUAUCGAUUGUAAGUACUCGCAUGAGUAAUAUGGAGACCAGUUCAGCCAACACGCCGGCUCAAAGCGACGGUUCUAUUCAGGAUGUGAGUCAACCGACCGCGACAAAUAUUGGACAACCAAGUUCUGUUUCUUCGCAACCACCAGUUCAUCAAGUUCUUCAGUGCAAGCAGUCGCCACCCACGGAGAAGAAGAGGCCGCGGCUGCUGAUCAGGCAACCGCGGCUGAAGAAGGAGCCGACUCUGUCAGCUCAUCAGUCGCCGGAGAGUGAUUCGGGUUCAUCGCCCCACAUAGUCACACCGACGCUGAAUCUUCCUCAGGCGUCGAGGAGCCUUGAGGAGUCGCGUGUAUCACCGCCAGCGCACACCAUACUGGUCAGUCAUCCGAAUCUGUUGGCGGUGACUACGUCGUCCAGUCUGUUGACGGUGCCGCAACCGGCGUACCUGACAAAACAGCACUCGCACCCGCUGCUAUCUAGUCAGCAACCGAGCACGUCCGGGACUUACUGGAUACAGCGACAACACUCCCAUCCGGAGUUGCCAGGUAGGACCACGAGUCCCUCGAUCAUAAUCGAACCGGCGCCCGUCAUCAAAACGGAGGAGGAGCUUUGCGACGAGACAACUCCGACUCCAACGACAACCACCGCCUCCGAUCCAUUGAUCGGAAGCAGCAGCGGAGGCAGCGUUACCACCACCGGUGGAUUGAGGGUGAAGUCAACGGAGUUGCGACGAGCUUCGUCAUCCCCGCAGACGAGCAGCAGAGAGCCUAGCGAAAACACGGGUGAUCACCGAUCGGGUCACUGUCCGGUAUUGCGCCAGGGACCCGCUUUGGGCUGCAAUCAUUGCUGGAACACGAUCGACGAUCACGGCAGAAUACUCCGUAGAAAGACCAAGUACCAGUGUCCCCAGUGUCAGAUCAAUCUGUGCAUCGUGCCCUGUUUCCAGGAGUACCAUGAGCAGCGGCGCGAUCUAACUUCCAAACUGAAGCCCCUGCCAAAAACCGGCUCCGUUUAAUUUCUCUAUUUAUUUAAUGUUAAACAUGACACGUGCUUCAGUGUCGAGAUUUGACGUAACUUACGACGUGACGAACUCAUUAUCAUCAACGUGUACACAUGAUACCUUUUCCGCGAUGAGCGUGAACUAUAUCGGAGUUAAUUGUCACUCAUAUAUAUAUAUAUAUACAUAUAUGUGACCUCAUAUAUUUUCGUAACACAUUUACACAGCGUUUACAAUGUAAACGGAAUCGUUGCAAUAUGAUAACGACAACACGCAUUUUCACAGGUGCAUGUGCAUCGAUUUUUGUCGUUUUUUUUGGUUUUUUUUAUUUUUUGUUUUUUUUUUUUGUUUUUAUUGUUUCGGUAACUUCGCUGAUUCCACGAACACACGAAAUUUUUUCGUGACUUCGUAAAAAUACGUAGUACUCGUUUGUACGAAUUUUAAUUUAACAUUAGUCUCUCAUCUGACAUUAUUUUCGUCUUGUCGCGCCACACUGCAUGAUCUCAAACAAAAAAAUAUGACGUUUCAUUCUUACGCCCUCUCUCUUCCUCGAUUUAUCCGAGACGCAUCGAGAUAAUAAUUUUUGUCGACACGCAAACACUAAUUUGGCGAGGCCGUGAAUUUUGUGACAAAAUUGCGUCCCAAAAAAGUAAAAAAAUAAAAAAAAAGGGAAAGAACCGUCGGACGCGAUGGCCGCUAAAACGAGAGCUUUAGCGCACGUGCACACACAACGAUCGAAUUCGGUGUACCCUUAUAAAUCACUUCCUACCAUUCGCAAUUCCCCUAUUGCCACCUGUAAAACGACACUCCCUUCCCCUUUCCCCCCGCCAUUAAUGCGUCCGCGUAAAUUUGUCGUCGUUCGUUCCCGCGAUCAAUCGAACAUGGCACACGCUCGCCUCUUAUUUUAGUACAAAGAUUAAAAACAAUGGUACAAGAACUUUUUUUUAUCUUAAUCGAUAAUUUCGUAUCGUCUCAGAGAUUCGAAACAGUUCUUGAGAAAAAUAGUUCAAGCUUCAAAACAAAUCAAGCGUUUCCUUGCUUUUCUUUUUUAUUUACUCGCGCAACGAUACGUUAACGCGAAAUCGAGUCGCUCUUUAAGAGUUUCAAUCCCAUAAGUUACAAGAGACACAAGAUCGAUCAAUCUCGUAUCAGAAUAUUUCAAGACUCCGAGUAUUUCAUUUCGUUUGUGUAUGUCUCGUGCAUUAAUCGCGAAAGAGCGUCCCCGGACACAUGUUGGCCGGUGACAACAUGGUGUGAUAUACGAAUGACCGAAGAUCUUCUCCCCCCCCUCCCUGUUUCCCGUCCGGGAGAAAAGUCGCGGUGAUGGAUUUCCGGAUUUCGUUCCGAUAAAUCACGAUUUGCACGAAUCUCGCCGCGUGAACGUUUUCUCCCUCUCUCCUCGUCCCGCCCUCGUCCCGUGACAUUUUCUCGCGAACGGCGCCGUGCACGUUCGCGCCACUUUGUACCGUGUAAAGUGUUGAGAAGAAAUGUAGAAGAAUUAUAUAUACAUAAACGCAAUAUAUUUUUCUCGGCAUUGCACAGAUGUGUAUUAUACGCGUUGUAUGGAUUAAUCAUAUUUUAUGUAUACAUAUCUAGCCUCUGACAGAGAUUCGUAACUUAAUUGAAAAUAAAAAAAACUCGUACAAGAUCGCAGACCAGAGAGGAAUUUU